CCGGCUUCACUGAGAGAGACGCUUUUACAGGUGUUUUGAUGUAGCUGCUCUGGGCUGAGGGCUGCUGGCGCUUACACUGACAGUUAACGUUAUACAGCCCUGAAAUUGACGUCGUGGGAUAAAUUGCGCAGUCACCUCAUCCCUGAUAAAGGUUGACUGCUGGCUACACUAUGGAGUCCAUGCUUAAUAAGCUAAAGAGCACAGUCACCAAAGUGACUGCUGAUGUGACUAGUGCUGUCAUGGGAAAUCCAGUGACACGGGAAUUUGAAGUUGGCCGACACAUUGCAAGCGGGGGACCGGGGAUGUGCUGGAGGAUCUACAACGGCACUAAGAAAUCCACAAAACAGGAAGUAGCAGUCUUUGUAUUUGACAAGAAGAUUGUUGACAGAUACCAGAAGUUUGAGAAGGACCAGAUCAUCGAUUCACUUAAAAAAGGAGUUCAGCAGCUAACUCGCUUACGACACCCACGCCUUCUUACAGUUCAGCAUCCUUUGGAGGAGUCGAGGGACUGCCUGGCAUUUUGCACAGAGCCAGUGUUUGCUAGCCUGGCUAACGUGCUGGGCCAGUGGGACAAUCUGCCAAGCCCUGUUCCCACAGACAUCAAAGACUACAAACUCUACGAUGUUGAGACCAAGUAUGGUUUACUGCAGAUCUCAGAGGGCCUGUCAUUCCUGCACAGUGGAGUAAAGAUGGUACAUGGUAACCUGUGUCCAGAGAACAUCAUCCUAAAUAAAAGUGGAGCCUGGAAGAUCAUGGGCUUCGAUUUCAGCAUCUCUUCCAGCAACCCAUCAGAUGCUGAGCCAAAAUACGUCUGUAAGGAGUGGGACCCCAACUCGCCCCCUCUCUGUCUCCCCAACCCGGAGUAUGUGGCUCCGGAAUACAUCCUGUCAGUUAGCUGUGACUCCGCCUCUGACAUGUACUCAUUAGGAGUGGUCGUGCAUGCGGUCUUCAACGAGGGGAAGCCAGUCUUUCGGGUCAACAAGCAGGACAUCUUCAAGAGCUUCAGCAGGCAACUAGACCAGUUGAGUCGUCUGAGUCCUGGAGUGCUGAGCAAAAUCCCAGACGAGGUGCGAGAACAUGUGAAGAUGCUGCUGAGUGUCACAGCCAACGUGAGACCAGAUGCUGAUCAGAUGACAAAGAUCCCCUUCUUUGACGAUGUUGGUGCCGUGACCCUGCAGUAUUUUGAUUCGCUCUUCCAGAGGGAUAAUUUACAGAAGUCCCAGUUCUAUAAAGGCCUCCCUAAAGUCCUACCCAAGCUGCCCAAGAGGGUGGUGGUGUAUCGAAUCUUGCCAGCUCUCACCUCAGAGUUUGUGAAUCCGGACAUGGUGCCGUUUGUGUUGCCCAAUGUGCUGCUCAUAGCAGAAGAGUGCACAAAAGAGGAGUAUGUUCGUCUGAUUUUACCAGACCUCACCCCAGUGUUCAAACAACAGGAGCCCAUUCAGGCCAGCAACAUGAUCCUCCUGAUCUUCUUACAAAAGAUGGACCUGCUUCUCACAAAAACACCUCCUGAGGACAUCAAGAACAGUGUGCUCCCCAUGGUUUACAGAGCACUGGAGGCUCCGUCCAUUCAAAUCCAGGAACUGUGCCUGAACAUCAUCCCCAGCUUUGCUAAUCUGAUUGACUAUCCAUCCAUGAAGAAUGCACUUAUCCCUCGCAUCAAAUCGGCCUGUUUGCAGACCUCUUCGCUGGCUGUGAGGGUGAACUCGUUGGUGUGCUUGGGGAAAAUCCUGGAGUAUCUAGAUAAGUGGUUUGUCAUUGAUGAAAUCCUGCCUUUCCUGCAGCAGAUUCCGUCCCGGGAGCCAGCUGUACUCAUGGGAAUUCUGGGUAUAUACAAGUGCACUUUUGCCCAUAAGAAACUAGGCAUCCCAAAGGAACACCUCGCAGGGAAAAGUGUGCCUCAUUUGGUCAGCAUCAGUAUUGAAAACAACCUCAACCUCAACCAAUUUAACUCUUUCAUGGCUGUGAUCAGAGAGAUGCUGAAUCGAAUGGAAGCAGAACACAAGACCAAGCUGGAGCAACUCCACAGCAUGCAGGAACAGCAGAGGAGCCUAAAUCUGUCCAACCAGAUGAACCCAUCAGAGGACACAAAGAGUUCCCCUAAUGUGUCGAGUCAGGUUCGAGAUAUUGAUGACAUAUUUGGUGGAAGCUCAGCGAGUACAGGAGUAAAUGGUAAAGAGAACGGCUCAUCCGCCACCAUCUCGCAGCCCUCUAGAGUUUCUCUGACCCUGGAGGAGAAGCAGCGGUUGGCUAAGGAGCAGGAGCAGGCUGCCAAACUAAGGAGCCAGCAACCUCUGGCACCACAGACUGUGAAACCUGCAACAACAACCACACAGGCAAAGGACUUAACCAGCAGUCUACUGAACAACAUGACCUCACUUAACACCUUAUCCCUGAGCUCUGGCCCUCGGACAACGCCCAUGCAGACUGGAGGCGCACUCUCUUCUGGCUUCUCCAGUGGACCCAACAUGAGUGGCAUGGGUACCAUGAACAAUGGUUUCAAUUCCAACAUGGGCUUCCACGCUGGGGGCAUGGGAAUGCGGCCAGCCACCCCUGGCCUGUACGGAGGGAUGGCGACCACCACCAGCACCCCGAACUUCAGCGCCCUCACACAGAACCAGACUCAGCCCAGCAAACCUCCGGACAUGUCAGCCCUGGAUUCCCUCUUCUCUGCUAGCAAGCCCAAAGUCAGCUUGAACCAAAUGACCCCCAAACCAGUCGCCGGCCCUGCCGCCCCGUCCCCCUGGCUCAACCAGUUCGGUGCAGGCCAGCCCUCGCAGACUGCCGGCAUGCAGGCAGCACCGAUUGGCAUGGCAGCAGCAGGGUCGCAAGGUGGGUUUGGAAUGCAAGCUAACCCUUUCUUUAACCCACAGAACUUCUCACAAGCUGGAGCUAACCCCACCAUGAACACGGGAAUGUUGAAACAGAGCGCUUCGGUCAAUAACGAUCUGAAGGACCUCUUUGGUUAAACCAGUUCUGGCUGACUGUCGUUCUUCUUUCUAUUUGCCUGUCAACAGAGAGCUCUAAAGGAAAUGAUAUCAACAAUGCCGUGGAUAAAUAUGAGGGUGAAGAAGAUCUUUAUAGUCCAUCUUAAUGAACCACUGCCUGCUUUUUGCUUUGUUUUUCAUCUGGUUAAUUUUGAGUUGUGUAUAACUGUAUAAUUUGUGGUGGACCUUUUUAUUUUUAUUUUAUUUUUAUUUUUUUUGAGCAUCAGUAAAUCAGAAGACGGCCACCAGCCUUAAGCAGGCAGGUUCAUGCAUAUUUCUUCUAUACAUCACACUCGUCUUACUGGUAUUUCUGCCUGAGUACUGCAUACCAGAGGUCUAUACACAUACAUAUACAAACAUUCUUAACAACAGACACGCAGGCAAGGUGUGGAGAAUCUUCCACUAAGUACUUGAGCCGAACACCUUCAGCCUAAUCUUUGUCUGCUUCAUCUCUAGCGUGUGGUUGGUGUGGGUGCUAUACCACACGUUAAAAUAUCUCAAUACUGUUUUACGGUAUUAUUUGUAUUAUUAAAAUGGCAUGUGCUUAAUAGGGUGGGAGAAAAUAUCAGUAUUGCGAUAUAUUGUAUCGUUUUUGUUCGCAAUACAUUAUCAAUAAGUGGCAUCAAAUGUAAAUAUAUUUAUUGAAACAUAGGCAAUCUGAAAUUCCUAAGACUUGUCUCCAAAUUUGAUUACUGAUAUUACUGCUUUAUUACUCCAUGUUGCGGUGCUAAUCUAAUGAUAGGGUAAACCUGCAGUAAGGAAUAUUGGUUGUUUAAUUCUGUGAAACUGAGACCAAUAAAUCCAUAAUUCCUGUUAUUUGAGGAUUUUAUCCUUGCGAUAUAUCGAGUAUCACAGAAUCACAGUAUGGUGAUUUUUUUUAUGUAUAAACUGCACUAAAUCCAACUAACCAGGCCUAAUUAUUAAGGGUGUAUAGGUACAUUAUGAUGCAUUCCUGGUACACACCUAAAACUGUGGAUGGAGGAAUAUUAAAUACCCACACAAGUUCAGAAAUGGAACGUCGUCCCAUCCAUCUACACCUCACUCCAACUCCUGUAAUUCAUGUUACCUUGCAAUGAGCACACUGGCCAGUGUACAACCUUAUUCACAUGAUAACACCUCACAACUUUAUAAAGCUGUUGAUGUUCCCAAACCGUCCUAAGUUGACACUUUAUAAUCAUUUAACAUAACGAUUUCUUGGCAUGUCCGUGUGUAUCGCAAUACUGAUAACUUACUUACUACCACAAUAAUUCAGUACUGUACUGAGCAAAACAAUACUGUACUGCUGCAACAAUUGCUGCAAAGUGGCUUCUACUAAGUGUGUGCGCUAUGAAUGCUGCAGACAGAGAUCUGGCUGAAACUAUUGAAGUAUUGCUUUAAUUGCUGUCCAUCCAGUACUGAGACCAUGUCACACUAUUCCUCUAUAGUUCUGUGGAUGGAUGAAGUUUGAGAAGGCUGCACUUUAGCUUUGUUUUAGGCAGGCAGACCAAUAGGCUUUUUCCUUCUUCCUCAUUUAACUGAUCUUUUCCUCACACUAGCCAUGUAUCUUCAGGUCCGAUUUAAACCACUUUCGUUUUCUGUCAUUUGAGCAAAUGAACAUGACCGAAGUCUCAGAAAAGAUUACAAAGAAAACAUUAGAAAAGGUGGAAUGUUUUAUCUCUGCUGUUUGUUUGAAUGUGUGUGUGUGAGAAUGUGUGUGAUGACAAAAUAAUGGAGGGAACCUGUUUUUAAUGUAUCUGUUUGGGUUCUGCCUUUUUCUGUUUUUGUAUUUUUAUUCAGAAUGGGGUUAUAUAACAGUUGCUGGGUUGCACACUGGAGUGUUAUGUGCAGUUUAAUGAAACAUGCAGAUUUCUCAUUAGAUCUGCAGUAUAAUGAAACCUUUUGAAUUUUAGUUUAAGUGUUUACGUGUAUGGAAGCAUUUAAACGCCAAUGAAGUUAUCUGCAUAAAAAUACAGAUUAGCUGAAACCCAAUAGGUAGUAAUUAUUUCAAUUAUUUCAACUUGUGUAGUUUUAUGGGUUAUAAGACAGUAACACUUUUAAUAUUAAAAAGCUUUAUUGGCCUUUAAAAGCUUCACUAGACAGUCUGUUUAUGUAUGUUUGUGUACCUAUGUUUGUCCAGCUGGUGUGCGUCCAUAUAUUUUGUAAGUAACCUAUUGUUGCUGUCAUGCAAAAAUCUUUAGUCUCUCAUUUUCUGUUUUUCAAGUUCUUUAAAGUUUUGUCUAAAUUUCCUGAUGAAUGGACCAAUAGAAACAAAUUAACAAAUUCAAUCUUUUUACAUUGACUUUCAUUAAAAGUCAAAAAGGAUUUUUUUCUGUACUGUAAAAUUGCAAUUUGUGAGAUAUAAGGUUUUUGUCCAAGAGUGACAAUAUGUUUUGUUCUUUUGUUGCAUGUUACUGAUCAUACCUGCACUGGAGCCAAUGUGAUGGUAGUACUGGGACAGAGUGGGUGGAGGGAGGGGUUUAAAAAAAACAAACAAGAAAACAAGAACAGAGAAGAAAAGCCGCACACCGGUCAGCUUAACAUUUUAUUCCUCAUCAUGACCAAAUAGAUAGCUGAGACACGGCGAGCCACUCUCCUAGAACUGUGUAUAGUAUUUACAUAUCAUAGUGAAUGAAGUGUAUAGUAUAUUGAGAUUUAUUUGAUAUGGGUUAGGAUUUUUUAAUAUAUUAUCUAUUGAUCACUUUCUCAAAGGGGACCUCUGAGUACGAGUGAAUGAAUGGAGAAAAAACAGAAGCCUUAUGAAGAGAGGUGUGCAAUAAUAGGACUUUUGAAGGGUUUUGUAAAAGGCUUGAUGUGAAUGAGUGAGUGUUUUAACACAUGCAGUUUUCAUAUCUAAGCAGUAUCUGGGCUUUGUUUUCAAUAAAUGAAUUACACACUGGAUUGUCAUCAGAGAAGUAAUUUGGAAAUUUUGGAAGUUUGUUUAAUUGAUUUGUGAGCAGAGGGUCUUAUUCACCAGCCAUAUGUAAGAAGAAAUUACGUUAUUUAACCUCCUGUUAUGUUGACCUUUAAGAAACGGCAGUAAUGUUCCAAAGUCAGAUGAAAAAGCCAGCCAAAAAAAAAAUCAAAUUUUAAUUUCAGAUUAUGGUUCCUCUAUGAUAAUGAUAAUUCUAUAAGUAAAUAAAAAAUAGUCAUAGGUUUUUAUCUAAAUAUUUACAUUUUAAAGCCCAUAUUGUCAACAAUAGUUCAAAUUAAGUUUGUAUUAUUCAACAAUGUAAAACAAUAGACAUUUUACCUCAAAUAAUAUAAAUAUAUAUUUAAUAUUGUGUUAAAAUGUUCACCUCUUACAAAUCAUGGUUCGUUUAUGAUAAUUCCCUGUAGUUCACCAUAAAAAGCCCUUAUUGUGACUAAUGGCUCAAACUGACCCGUGUUUAAUCAUGUUUAACAGUCCAAAACUUAAAUGUAUUUAAUAAUAUUUUUCUCUAGCUUUUCUUUAGCUUAAUUCAUAUACAUUUCCAUAUCAAACGUUUAGCAUCACUUCUGGGUCAAACUGACUUGUACAGUGUGUGUGUAAUCUUAAUAACUCUAAAAUAAUAUAGACACAUUUAAAUGAGUAAUAUUCCAAUUCCAUGUUCAUUGAAAUAGUCAGGGUUAGGUUUAAGGUUUACUGCUCUAAUGACCUGCAACAUUUCUGCAGUUUUCAUGAAGGAUCUUACAUAAUAAUAAUGGUUUUCUCAUUUGGAAUUUAUUUAUUUUAUGAGGACAAUUACUUUUCUCAAGAGGAUUUCUAAGAAAAUCAUUAAAACCUGAAAUGGCUGGUGAAUGAGGCCCAGUGAUCUGGAAAGGAUAUUGUAUGUUGUGGGGAAAUCAUUUGCUUGAAAGAAAUCCUCUGCAUAGGACGAAUGCUUAGAUUUUGCUGUGUUAAUUCUUAGGUGAUAUUUAGUUGAACCAGAAAUUCAGAAUUUUCCUUACAGUAAACUGGACUUUACCCUCUGUUAUUGGACCCGGUUCCAGUUGCCAGCAAGACUACUUACUAAUUUCACACCUAAAUGAAUGGAACACAAAAAAGAAAAAAAAAAGAAAAGAAAGCCUAUUCUUCUAUCAGAAUCUUUAUAUUCCAGCGAUGUAAUGUGUACAAUGUGGCUUCUUUGUGAACUUUGUAUUGUGUUACGGGGUUGUAUUGUCUGAAGUUGAGAGUUUUCAUGGAAAUCUGUACAUAUUUAUCAAAAUACACUUGAUGACUUUCUCUUUAA
Molecule: messenger RNA, 7171 nt
Organism: Astyanax mexicanus (Mexican tetra)
Lineage: Eukaryota; Metazoa; Chordata; Actinopteri; Characiformes; Acestrorhamphidae
Gene: scyl2
Product: SCY1 like pseudokinase 2
Exons: 19
Coding region: 171-2966 (931 amino acids)
Biological process (GO): protein phosphorylation
Molecular function (GO): ATP binding; protein kinase activity
Source: RefSeq, a predicted model, not a curated record